CCUUUCAUUGUAUUGACUAUUGACUGUAUACUGUAUCAGAAUACAGAGAAUAAUGUAUAAACCUAAUUUGUCGUGUUAUUGUCUUAGUUCUUAUUAAAAUAUAUUGUAAUAUAUCUUAGUUAAAGCGGAAUUAUGUAUCCCUUUACGUGAACGUGAAAGAAGACAGCCCGUCGAGUGCUACGCGGCCAUUUUACUUGCAAUGCGGCAACGGUGUACGAUCCGCCAUUGGAAACGGCCUGUGUCUUUUUCUAAGUGCAAGAUUUGUAUUGUCGAAUAGCACGACAUAGAAACGAAGGUUAACCAUGUGUGAUUUGAAUAAUGUGCGAACGAUGGAAACCGAAGUGAAGCAGCGCAAUCAAAGAAACAGGCGAAGGGAGCGGGCACAGCGCAUGCAAGCACAGCGAGAGAGUAAGGUGAAGGAUGGGGACAGCGGCGAGGACGAGUCGCCGGCACGAGAGAAGCCGCCUCGUCCCUCGGCCCGCAGGAAGCGCUCCAAGGAGCCGCUCGGGGAGGAGGACAUCAUCGACGGGUUCGCCAUAAUGGCCUUCCGAACCUAUGAGGACCUCGAGGCCGCUGUAAAAUGUGUUUCCUCACCACGCACCAUCGCGCUGUCCACCAAGCCGCGGCUCCCGGUUUCCGAAUCUCCUCGGUGUCACCCGUCCACCGUCACUUCGAUGACUGCUACUGAUACAAAAGGGAUUACGCUGCUUCAAGACCCUGGCACAUCAGAUGACAGCGGGAGAGCAUCAGAACGGCUCACGGGCAGCUCAGUGGCACCUCGCGAUCCUGACUCCUCCCGUGACCGCCUUAGUGACGCCAGUAGCCGCUGUAGUUCCGGAAAAGGCUAUAUCUGUGAUAGUGAAGGCGACGACGACAAGGCAAGCCCAGAAAACAGUAGAAACGCUUCACCAAGAUACCACGAUGCAUCAAUGGAAGAUGCAUCGGAAGCUGGCGCUCUGUUCCGGGUGACAAGCGCGGGCGGCGGCAAGAACGAAUUAGUGGCGCGGGGCGGCAGCGGCGGCGCACUAGCGCUGUCGCGGGCGCCAGUGGGCGGCAGCGCCAGCCCCGCGCCCGCUCCACUGCCGCAACCCGCGCCGUCGCCCGCGCCCGCCGCGCUACCGCCACCCGCGCCACUUCCUCCGCCCUUCCGAGCCGACACGCCGCACCGCAACAACGGUGCACACAUCCCCACGUUGGAGUCACACGCUGCGGCCACACAAGUGCCGCGACCCGUGGCAGGACCGGACACACCCGAGCGGCCCGCCAGCAACAACAAGCUGCAGCCGGGCGCGCGCGCCGCUGCCGACAGCCCCACGCCUGCGCCACCGGCGCCGCCCGCUCCAUCGCCGCUCUUUCCUUCACACACCGCGUACCAGGCGCACGCUGCCGACUAUCGUCAUACAAAUCAUGAGGCGCGCACGGAACCCGCGCCGCCCGAACCGCUCGCCGCGCCUGCAGCUGCUACGGCCACAGCCACGGCCGCCGCACCGCAGCCGCCCGCGCCCUUGGCGCCACUCGACCUGCACGCGACGCGUCCACCACAUCCUACUAGUCUCCCCGGCCGUGGUUCGCACCCACCGCUGAUUGCGCCGCACCCCGUAGUGCCCGGUCACGACGGGCGGGUCGCACCUGUCUCCUCGCACUCUUCCGUUCCUGCCCCGUUCUCUAGCCGCGUGGCCGGCGCGCCCGCGGGUCCGGCGCCGUCAAUCGGCGCCCUGCCGACCAGUCUUCCGAGUCAAUCGCUACCCGGCCGACCCGCCUCUCCGGCGGGACCCGUGUCACGCUCCUACCCCACCCCGACAAUCGGGUCUAGUCAUCAUAUUAAUUCCAGCCUGAGUUCCAGUAUUCCCAAUCACGCUUUGGCGUAUCACAGUCAGUCGAGUUUACAAAAACAUUCCGUACAAUCGGUGUACGCGAGCCGACCUUCUCAUCUGACACCCUUCAGUGUCGCCAAUCAUAUAUCAUCGCAUCAUAUCCAGGCUUCACUGGCGAACCAGCCAACCGCCACGCAUUUGGGCCACCCAAUAAACAGUCAUUCCAUUAUGAACCAUACAAGUCACCUUCCUAUGCAUACUUCCAAUUCUUUACCGAUGUCGUCACCGAAUCACAUCGGUCUGCCUUUUUCGACUGCUCCUGCUACGAUUCCGAACUAUACGCCCAGUAUAAAGCACCCGGGGCUCAGUUUACCUCCUCACUCUAUCCCUCUUGUGCCACCUGUAUCACUACACGCGUCUGUCAAUCACAUAGAUUCUUUGCCGUCGUCUACUGCUCCUGCUGUCGUCACAUCGGUGGCGAGCAGCGGCAAUGUUCCACUGGCACCUUCUGUAGUAGAUUCGAGGCAACCUUCUGUCAUGGACUCGAAACAAAGUUCGAUCUUGGACUCUAGACAACCGCCUGUGAUAGACUCGAGGCAGCCGUCGUUAUUAGACUCGUCAAGACAACCGCCAGUAGUAGUCGACUCGAGGCAAGCACAAUCAGUGGACUCGAGGCAUCAAGCAGCUAACGACCCGCCUGCACGGAGUGAGGCACCGACGUUGUCGUCACUCGCGACAAAUGGCUACCCCCCGCCAGCUGUCUACUCCGGUCCCCCCUAUCCACCACUCUACGCGCCAUAUGCUACUACAUUGCAACACAGUCCCUACCUACCGGCUGCUGCUGCCUCGCCUAGGAAUGCUACUGACACGAGGACGAGUUUAUCAUCAUCACCUCUGGUGGCACCGAAGACGCCUAAAGGUGUCCGACCACACACACCCGGUUCGACAGGAGCAGCUGGCGCGCCACACGCACCUAUCUCGUACUCUCCUCGGGGCCACAGCCCCAGCAGAGAACGCGAAAGCUUCAGUAAUAUCAGCAGCCUGUCGCGCAGCACUCCAGCGUCGGCGCCUGUGUCGUCGGCUGCGGUUGUCUCGUCGCUUGCCCCGCCCCUUGCGGCGUCACACGGCGCACCCCACGUAGCACCUCUCGCGGCACCGCUUGUGCCGCUGGGAGCGCCACUCGCGCCGUCUCUGGUCCCGGGACUGGGCGCACCACUCACCACCCCGCUGGCUGCGCCUACACCGACUCCCGCCGCGCCCAGCGCGCCGCAUCUCGCACACUCGUUGGCGCCCGUGCCUACCGUUCCCAGUAUCAGCUCGAGCGCAAAACCACCUGCGCACUGGGGAGUAACCAGGGCCGGUGCGGGCGAGCGGCCUGCGGCGUUCGCGCCCGCUCCGCCUCUAUUCGGCGCGCCGCUACCACCGCCAAAUCCCAAUCCUUUUUCCGCAGAGUCGCUCUUUCAGACCAGCCCAGGCGCAGAUUUAUUAAGGCGCGAGUUGGACAAUCGGUUCUUAGCGGCGGCAGGCGCUGCAGGCGCGGUGGGCGCACCGGGCGUGGGCGGGGUCUCACGCACAGAGCUCCACCACCACCAGCACCAACACACCCACGUGCACCAGCACCCUCCCACCGGACCACCACACCAUCCUCCGCAUCACCAUCAACUACUCAUGCCACACGCGCCACUGUUCAAGGACGUGGGCAAAAUGCCUUCCCUGUACCGCACGGGCCUUGGCCUCGGUUAUCCGUACACAUCCAGCCUGCUGCACCCCCCUGCGCCCUAUGUGCCUCCCGCGCCGCUCACCACUUACGCGCCCAAGCCCGUAGUGUCAUCUGCAAGCGACCCCGCCACUAAACAACCACCACGCCCCGCUGUCGCGAAGACGGGAAAGUGGAACGCGAUGCACGUACGAAUCGCGUGGGAGAUCUACAAUCACCAGCAGAAAGAGAAAUCUGGCGGCGCUGCUCCCGCCGCCGACAAGGACAAGCUGCGCGCCUUCCCUGCGCCCGCACCGCCGCCACCUUACCGUUCGCCUUACGAGCUGCCGCCCGCGCCCUACUUGCCACAUCACCCGCAUCUAGGUGUAUCUCCGUUCGCGCGGUACGGCGCCGGCGCGUUUCCCGGCGCACCGACCGCGUUCGGUCUGUCGGCAUACGGGCGGGACCUGGCGCUAUCGUCGUCGCUGCACGGCGUGCAUCACGCGCCGCCGCUGCUGCACGACGCGUGGCGGCUGCGCGCGCCCGCGCCCGUCGCCGCCGCGGAGGCGCGCAGGGACCAGGAGGAGCGCGAGCGGGCGCGCCGCGACAGGGAAGAGCGCGAGCGGCGGGACCGCGAGGACCGCGAGCGCAGGAAACAGCGCGAGCGCGAAAUGGAGCGCGUGCGGACGAGGUCGCCACUCCGGAACGGCGCGCCCGAACCUCCCAAGGAUGAGCGUAAGGAGCCGCCGCGACCACCCCCGUCGCUGCCGGCGUACCCCCCACCGCCGUGGGACCCGUACCGCGCCUUCGACCCUCUGCAGCACAUGCGAUUCGCUCCCAUCGUGGAGGCAGCCAUCCGCGCCGAGGAAGAUCGCGCCAAAAUGCUAAGCGCAUACGCGCACCACUCGCAGCUGAAGGCUGGCCCGCUGCUGCACAGGCCGCUGCCGCCACACGGACCGCUGCCGCCGUUGGGCGCGCACGCGUCUCUCGCGCCGUUGCCGCCUCUAGCACCCCCGCUGGCGCCGCUCGCCCCGCUAGACCUCCUCAAGAAAGAGGAGCCGCGAUGAUAGCGCCGCCUCGCGACUUGUACAGACACUAGGGUAAACGACGUUGCAAGUGAGAAUACGACUAAUUUAAAUGUAUAUCGUUUGGUAUUAUCGGUUUAGAAAAUUAAUUUAUUGUAACGUCGCUUGCAAAUGACGGUCGCUAGUCCCUCGCCGCCCUUUCGAAGUAGAGUAAUAAAUAUUAUACGGUUUAUUAGUGGAAUGAGUACGGCGAGCGAGGAGCGGAAGCGGGGCGAAGUCCGCGGGCACUGUGCAAUAUCGGGCACCAGCGGGCGCCGCACUGUACACUACUGCUUGUUUAUUUACAUGAGAAUAUCUAUCCAGUUGUUAUUGUGACCAUUAUUAGUUAAUUAUACAUCAAAUUGCUGAUUAUGUGAAUGAUAGGGUUAUCAGAAUCGCUAUCGAUAUAAUUAUACAUAUUUAUACAUACCUAUAAAUAAAAUGUAAAUAUUAGCUUGUAAAUUAGUGUUAAAAUAUAGAAUCGGUUUAUUUAACGUCUUACAAAGGAAAAAUCCCAUAAAUUAUUAUUGUACCGGGAGUUUAGUUUACACUUCCGUUAAAAAUCUCAAUGGAUUUUCUAUUGUACCAGUGGAGUUUUAUUUAUUUAUUUAUGCUCCUGUCACUGGAGAGAUGUGAACUAAAUCAAUACAAUUUGUGUUACAGCAGUUGAUAUUUCAGUUGAUGCAUUUAAAAGUAUGUGAUAUUAUUGUAUUGUGAAAUACAUUUUGUCUGACUUCAAAAGUAGUGUCUAUUCUCAGGUAAUAUAGAUCUAAUAAUUAUUAUUGCAGUAAUGUUCAAAGUUGUAUAAAAAUAAUUAAUAAAUGGUAACAUUAUUUUUAAAUUUUCGAACAACUGGGCAAUGUUAAAGUAUUAUUUAGCAAAAUCAGGGAACUCGCAUGUGCCAUUUCAACAAUUUAUUAGGGCAUUGAGUCAGACAAAAUUGGGUGUAGAAUCUGUCUUGGUAAGGGCACGUUUUGGUGAUUUGUGUUCUAAAAAUCUCAUAAGUGCGACUCAGAAGUGUAUUAUAGUUUAUACAAAAUCAUUCUGUAUACUAAAAAGUAAAUGAAAGCUUGGUGCGAUUCAGAAAAUACCAUUAA
This is a messenger RNA of Hyposmocoma kahamanoa, 5671 nucleotides long. It is a transcript of the gene tay, whose product is annotated as proline-rich protein 36. The record is from RefSeq and is a predicted model, not a curated record. The transcript is spliced from 18 exons. The coding region runs from base 303 to 4577 and encodes 1424 amino acids. NCBI's taxonomy places the organism in Eukaryota, Metazoa, Arthropoda, Insecta, Lepidoptera, Cosmopterigidae.